Molecule: messenger RNA, 605 nt
Organism: Neurospora hispaniola
Lineage: Eukaryota; Fungi; Ascomycota; Sordariomycetes; Sordariales; Sordariaceae
Exons: 1
Coding region: 375-596 (73 amino acids)
Source: RefSeq, a predicted model, not a curated record
CUAAGCCUGCUGCCGCCAAGAAGGCCGCUGCUCCCAAGAAGGCUGCCGCCAGCAAGAAGGCCGAGAAGGCCGAGCCCGCUGCCGAGAAGGCAUAGACUCGUCCCUUUGGGAUGAUGUUAUUGUCUCUUUUUUGCGCCUCGGUCUCUUCUCAUGAUGUCUUUAGUCAUUUUUUCACCACCACUUGCGACGUGACGGGCUUACUCGAAAGGCGUUUGGGGAAUCAUAUUGCUUGGGAACACUUAUCAACAUAAGGGGGGGUUUUCAUUGGUCUACAAGUCAACGCGUUUUGCUCUUUUUCACAACAUCGCCACAGCGCGCGCGGCGAGUAGCUUCUUGUUUCUGGCUUUCAUGUAUCUUGGAUUCACACAUCACUCAUGGGGAUUGAGGAGGUUUGGAUCGUUUGUGCUGAAACGCAACGGAGGGUAGGUUUGGGCUACAACCUAUGGAUGAUUGGGAAAUGGGAAACGGGCGACCGGCGGCUUCGAGGGUGUCUCAAGAAGCGAAGGACAUACACCAAAAAGCCUUAUUUUGGAUACUGCAUUGCAUAUAUAAUCCGUCUUGGAACGAUACCACUUUUUUUUCUUCAAAUACCCUGAGCAAGCGCU